CAACACACAUCCCACAACACAGACUUGAGACUGAAUACCUCACCACCCCAAUGCCAGCGGGAGAAUUCCGCCACCCUUCACCGCCACCGCCGCCGCCGGGGUCGGAGGAAGAGGAGAGAUGGGUUUGGGCUCAGAUCAAAGCCGAGGCUCGGAGGGAUGCUGAAGCUGAGCCGGCUCUUGCCAGCUACCUGUACUCCACCAUCCUCUCUCACUCCUCCUUGGAGCGCUCUCUCUCCUUUCACUUGGGCAACAAGCUCUGCUCCUCUACGCUGCUUUCCACGCUGCUUUAUGAUCUCUUCCUCAACAUAUUCUCAACCGACGCCACCCUCCGCUCCGCCACCGUAGCUGACCUACGCGCCGCCCGGUUUCGUGAUCCCGCUUGCGUUUCCUUCUCCCAUUGCCUUUUGAAUUAUAAGGGAUUUCUCGCCUGCCAGGCUCACCGGGUAGCUCAUAAGCUCUGGACUCAAUCUCGAAGGCCUCUGGCACUUGCACUUCAAUCGCGCAUCUCAGACGUGUUCUCUGUUGACAUCCAUCCGGCUGCAAAAAUUGGCAAAGGCAUCCUUUUCGAUCACGCAACUGGAGUGGUGGUUGGCGAGACUGCAGUGAUAGGAAACAAUGUUUCCAUCCUCCACCAUGUAACAUUAGGUGGAACAGGCAAGUCUGGUGGUGACCGACACCCUAAGAUUGGUGAUGGAGUGUUGAUUGGUGCUGGAGCUACCAUAUUGGGGAACAUUAAAAUUGGGGAUGGUGCCAAGAUUGGUGCAGGGUCAGUCGUUUUGAUUGACGUGCCUCCAAGAACGACAGCUAUUUUGAUACUGUGCUCGGUAAUUCUACUCCUAAAUAGAGCUUUAACCAUCCUGUUUGGAGUGUGA
Sesamum indicum (sesame) is the source of this 872-nucleotide messenger RNA. The record is from RefSeq and is a predicted model, not a curated record. Lineage: Eukaryota; Viridiplantae; Streptophyta; Magnoliopsida; Lamiales; Pedaliaceae.